AUGGGGGACAGCCUCUGUACUUGGCUCUGUUCUCUGCAGGUUCCCAGUCAGUGUGUGGAGAGCUCCCCAUUCACCACUCCCCCUGUGUACAGUCCUGGAAAGCAAGGCUUCAAAACUAAAACCAGCAGCAUCAUCACCACCUCCACCCUUCACCCUGCAGCUGAUGACCUCUCUAACUUCGACUCUGACAGUACAAAGAACAGGCAGCCCAAAGAUACCCUGGGUGCCCAGGAAGGGAAAGGAAAAUCGCAAAAGCUGAAAUGCAACUAUUGCAACAAGAUGUUUGCCAAGAACUUCGACCUCCAGCAGCACAUCAGAAGCCACACGGGGGAGAAACCCUUCCAGUGCAUUGUCUGCGGCCGGGCCUUCGCUCAGAAAUCCAACGUCAAGAAGCACAUGCAGACCCACAAGGUGUGGCCGUCUGGGGUGUCCCACUCCUCUGUCUCCAUGCAGGUGCUCACUGUCAACUCAGAGGAGGUGGGCGAGCGUGAGGAGAACGAGGCUACAGCAGAACUAUCGGAGAGCCCUGAGCAGCAGGCACUGGUGAACUCGGGUGAGGCCGGUGCCGCUGGCGUUGCCGGUGGUGAGGUGAAGCAGAUGGUGGUGAUUGACAGCUCCUACCAGUGCCAGUUCUGUCCCGGGAAAUUCGUCACUUACUUCCAAUUGAAGUCCCACAUGAUCCAGCACAAGAACCAACAGGUGUACAAGUGUGUGGUGAAGAAUUGCACUCAGACCUUUGUGAAGCUCGAUGAGUUUGUCGAACACAUCAAGAAUCACGACGAUGAGAUAACAUACCGGUGUCACCUCUGCAGUAAGAUCUUCCCAUCACUGUAUGAGCUGGGGGUACACCAGUAUUCUCACAACCUUUACCCCCAGCAGACUCCCAAGAAAUGCCCCACGUUUUACAGGUGUUCGAGGUGUUUGAGUAAAUAUUCCACUCCUGAAGCCCUUGAACAUCACCUCCAGACAACCUCUCACAAUUACCCGUGUCCACAUUGUCAGAAGGUCUUUCCAAGUGAGAGGUACCUGCGGAGGCACAUCCCAGUGCACGGCGGUGGAGGAGUGUUCAAAUGUCAAAUAUGUAAAAAGUCCUUCAAAACCGAGCACUAUCUCAAGCUACACCUCCUCAUUCAUUCCGGUGAGAAACCGUUUAAGUGCACAUUAUGUUCAGCAGCGUUUAAUCGCAAGGAUAAAGUAAAGAGGCACAUGCUAACCCAUGACCCUGUCAAGAAAUUCAAGUGCCCUUUCAGGGUACACUCUGGUUGUACAAAAGAAUUCAACAGACCUGACAAACUGAAGGCUCAUAUAAUCGCCCACUCAGGAAUCAAGCCGUACAAGUGCCAGUAUUGCAGCAAGAGCUUUAGCCGACGGGCCCACAUGGUAGAGCACCAGCACUCUCACACAGACACCUACACCAUCCGCUGUGCCCCUUGUGGCAAAGGCUUCACCCGCGAGAAAUACCUCAAGCAACAUCGGUGUGGGCUGCUUGCCAGGCGAGGGGAGGAGCACCAGGCACGCAAACGGCGUCCCGGUGCCCGCAGGGGGCCCUGCAAAUCCAAGAGGGGCCCGGCCGAGAGCCGCACAGCCCCGGGGUCCGAGGAGGGAGUGGAGGAGAGGCAACCUGCCCAGAACGGGCAGUGCAGGGAGGAGCACGUCAUCGUCCUGUCGGAGUCCGAGGAGGCAAACGCCACCAACAACACCGACCAGAACUGGCUGACCAUCUCGAGCCCGGGGACCAGUAGCUUGACCGAGCUGCCCAGCAGCCAGGGGGUAACCAUGGUUACCGUCCCAGUUUACAUCCAAGCCUCGGAAUAAACAGGCUCUGGACCGACCUUCCCACUACAGCAAAGACUAGUUUUUUUUACAUUCAAUAAAUAUAUGUAAAUAUGAAUAUAUCAAUGAGCUGUCCUGACAGAGAGAAUGAAUGAAAAAAAAUCUUGUUA
Molecule: messenger RNA, 1943 nt
Organism: Rhincodon typus (whale shark)
Lineage: Eukaryota; Metazoa; Chordata; Chondrichthyes; Orectolobiformes; Rhincodontidae
Product: zinc finger protein 341-like
Exons: 11
Coding region: 1-1815 (604 amino acids)
Source: RefSeq, a predicted model, not a curated record